UUUUCCUUUUCAAUUUUUCACAAUCAACUCAUAUUUCAAUUUCCUCUGUUUGUGUUUGUGUUUUUUUCACUUUUUUCUUACUUCAAAAUGGCGUACUCAAAGGUGAUUAUUGCGCUAAUGUUGGCAUUUAUCGCUGGAUCUGCUUUCGCACAGGCACCGGGAACAUCUCCGGCAGCUUCUCCGAAGAUUUCACCGGCACCGGUAGCAUCACCACCGGUGGCGACUCCACCACCUAUCGUUGCCCCUGCAAAUCCUCCUCCUACUGCAUCUCCUCCAUCUGAUUCUCCAUUGGCAUCUCCACCAGCUCCACUAACUGCCGAGACUCCGGCAUCGUCUCCUUCCGGUGCUGCUUCUCCUCCCUCUAUCGCCGCCGCUCCCGGAGGUUCUCCUACUGAAUCUCCUAACUCUGCUUCCUUGAACAGAAUCGCCGUUGCCGGAUCUGCUGUUGUAGCCGUCUUUUCUGCUGCUUUGAUGCUCUAAAUUUCUUAUAUGUGAAAUAUUUUGCAUUUUUUUCAUUCGCCGAAAUUGAUGGAGUUAGUGUAGUUGAUUUAUUUGUAUUAUAUUGUUAUUAUUGAAUACUAUCACGGAAUUCUUUAUUUA
This is a messenger RNA of Solanum pennellii, 600 nucleotides long. Its product is annotated as classical arabinogalactan protein 9-like. NCBI's taxonomy places the organism in Eukaryota, Viridiplantae, Streptophyta, Magnoliopsida, Solanales, Solanaceae. The record is from RefSeq and is a predicted model, not a curated record. The transcript has a single exon. The coding region runs from base 88 to 480 and encodes 130 amino acids.